GUCACCAAGCACAACAGUCACACCCCCGUCCCUGAAACUUCACACCAUGCCUGCUGCUAAGUGCCUGCAGCCUGCAGUUCUGCUGCUGGUGGCCGCUGUGUGUCUGCUUGACGCCCAGGACAGCAUUAAGAUGUGUGGGAGAGAUCUGAUCCGCCUGGCUGUCUCCUCCUGUGGCAACUCCCGUGUAAGCAGAAGCGUCAGCAAAGACAAUUCUGACUGGCAUGCGGAGACGUCCAUAGCAGAUCCCCACACAGACCAAGACCAGCUUCCCUCAGAGUCUGAUACCGACAACGAUGUUCUGUCCUUUGGCCCUCACUGGUACUCACUGUCGCCACGCAUGAGACGUUCAACUGCAAAAAUAUCUGAUAUUUGCUGUGAGAAAGGAUGCAGCAUGAAAGAGCUGAUCCAGUUUUGUUAGAGGGAAUGGCCAAAUUGUGACACACUGAGGGACAAGAUGAGAAAAACACUGUGUUAAAAUAGUUGUGAUCUGUGGUGUGAUCUUCACUGAGUUGCCAUGUUGUUGAGCUGUUAAAUAAAAUGAUAUAUUUUCAGCAAACUAUGAAUCUUUCAUUACAGAAUGUCCAACUAACAUG
Thalassophryne amazonica is the source of this 593-nucleotide messenger RNA. RefSeq names its product insulin-like peptide INSL5. The transcript is spliced from 2 exons. The record is from RefSeq and is a predicted model, not a curated record. Gene Ontology annotation, biological process: adenylate cyclase-inhibiting G protein-coupled receptor signaling pathway. Gene Ontology annotation, cellular component: extracellular region. Lineage: Eukaryota; Metazoa; Chordata; Actinopteri; Batrachoidiformes; Batrachoididae. Bases 47 to 418 code for a protein of 123 amino acids. Gene Ontology annotation, molecular function: G protein-coupled receptor binding; hormone activity.